CAUAUUCAAAUAAUUGAACUGCGCGGGCACGAAUAUUGUUAAUCGUCAAUCGAUAUUGGAAUCUAUCAUCACGCAAAUGCUGGAUAAGUACCGUUUUUUGCUUUAUAGAAUAUGAAUGUGUGUGUGUUUCCAGACUAAAGCACAUCAUCUAUGUAUGUUCACUCGAUCAAGUCAAUUUGAUAUGUCUUACUUUGUAUCAAACAAUGACAACCAUUCGGAGUUUAAGUGGAUUCAACAAACGCCUGGAGGCUGCAGAGCAUAAGCUAAUUGUUCUGGAGUUUUAUGCUACCUGGUCCGCCCCAUGCAAAGACAUCGAUGAGGCGGUUAAAGCACUCGCCCGCCAAAAUGUUGACAAGGCGGAAGUCAUACAAAUAAAUGUUGACAAAUUUGAGGACUUGGUGGACACAUACAGGGUGCGUAGCAAGCCAACCUUUGUGUUCAUCAAGAACAAGCGGAAUAUAUACCGCGUCAACGGCGCCGACGAGGAGAAACUGAAGCACACGUUAUUCGAGCUCUGCAAGUGAAUGGGACACCUUACGACGCUGGCGUCGGCCCAUCGUUUUAUUAUAUGUAUGUCUACGUAUUUAUGUAUGUAUGUUAAUUGUAACUGUAUAACAUUUAAGCACAAACCUGAUAUAGUUUUAAUGCAGACAAUAGUAACUUUAAAAAGUUGUGACUCGACUAAAUAUUAAUAAACAAAUGAUAUAAUAUA
Molecule: messenger RNA, 712 nt
Organism: Drosophila mojavensis
Lineage: Eukaryota; Metazoa; Arthropoda; Insecta; Diptera; Drosophilidae
Product: thioredoxin-1
Exons: 1
Coding region: 204-524 (106 amino acids)
Source: RefSeq, a predicted model, not a curated record